AUGAAUUCCAUGUCGGACAUGACAUCAGAAGAGAGGUGUCAUGAAGUUUCGGAGGAAGACGAUCAGCCAGCAGCUAAUGUGAAUCAAGUACAUCACAAACCUCCGCCCGAUGGAGGGUGGGGAUGGGUCGUUUGUCUCGGAGCAUGGAUUGUUAAUUUCUUAACAGUCGGGCAGCAGAAUGCAGCUGGUGUGGUGUACUCGGCGCUUUUGAAUGAAUAUUCCACAAAAAGAGGGGAAACAGGUAGAGUUGCUUACACAUUCAACCAAACUAACAGUGUUCAGUUUUCUUUUAAAACUCAGUCUAGUCAUUUUGUUUCUUUAUAUUUCGAAACGAUUCUCCGGCAAACGGAAACUGAGAUGUGAAUCGAUAAAAGCAGCAUGUGUGCGCAAUACAACGUUUGGUGGUUUUCUUCCCUAUUUUGACCAUCAUCUCAUUUUAAUCGAAAGUCACUUUUUCUAUCUUGAAUUUUUUAAACUUCCCCUAAGGUCUGUCAAAUAAUUUUCUAGUAAUUUUUGCACAACGCAAGACGUGACUCGAUAAAGUGUGAGGUCAAAGCCUCCUUCUAUUUUCGUUUAAGCAGAAGCUUCCGGUUAAGAGAUCUCAAACUUGGACUAUCUGACGUACAGAGUACACUUGAAUAUUGGAAAUCGUUUAAAAAUAAUCGUGACAGUUUAUGUAAAAGGUCGCUUUCGAUUAAACCGAGUUUUACUCCUUGUGAUUUCCCUCCAAAAUCUGUUGGCUAUAUCCAAUCAGAGUAAGAACUACAUGUCAAUUUAAAAACCUGAUUGAUAGCUUAUAGGAACAAGCAGCUUUUUUUGACGGCCUGACUAAAAAGUCUCCAUCGCGACAUUCACAAAGUCUGUUAUGUUGUUCUUUAGUCGUUGUCUUUUUACCAAGCCUACAUUGAUUAUCCAGGUCUAUCGUGUCAUUUCAUCGUCCACAGCUUUCAAACUCAACUUGGCCCAAUGAGCAUAGCCCACUAUCUCUUGCAAAACCUUACUCUAUUCCUUUCAAUUGCUUGAAAGCGUUGAGGUAAAAAAAUAAAACAUCAGAACAAUAUUAUCUUCCUAGAUGGAAAAGUUUGACAAUUGAGUAAAUAGUCUAUCAUCUUUCUCAACAGCUUGGGUUGCCUCGCUGGCGUCCAGUAUGAUGUAUCUGUUCGCUGCUGUGGGCACCUCUCUCGCUGAACGUUUCGGAAGCCGAUUGGUUGUCAUCAUUGGAUCUUUUGUCUCAGCUUCAGGCCUCCUUGCCAGUUCCUUCGCAACAACGCUCACACCCCUGUAUGGAAGCUACGGAAUUAUAUGGGGUCUGGGAGCAAGUCUGGGCUUAUUUCCCUCGCUCGUGAUACUAACAAAGUACUUCAGGAGGCGUCUUGCCCUUGCAUCUGGGAUGGCUCUGGCGGGAGCCGCGUGUGGCACCCUAGUAUAUGGGCCUGUGAUACAACUCCUUGUAUCAAAGUACGGGAUUUCAGUUACAUUUCGGAUUCUUGCCGCCGUUCAGAGUUUUAUGUUUAUGAGUGGAUUGAUAUUUCGACCUGUGGAGAGCCAUAAAGCCUGCCGAGACAGACAAAGAGAAAACGACGGCAACAUUUUCAAGAACAAAGCGUACGUCAUCUGGGUUGCUUCGCUUUGUGUGUUCAUGCUUGUGUUCCUCGUGCCUUUUGUUCAUUUGGUAAGUUAAGCAGACAGAUAAAUUGUUUCUUCCCUCACUAUCCAAAGUCUCCACUUCCAAAAAGUUGCUUUCAGUUAGUUCAGUGCAGUUGAGAACAUUCAGGUUUCAUCUCUGUUUGAUAAUUUCCUUUGUUUCAGUCUCACUGAGAGAAAGUUUGUUUCUACUUCUCUGAAGCUGUUGGCCAUAUUCUUGAAACUAAAAAGCAGCCUUUUACUCUCAAAGGCUGCUCGCAAAUCUGCGUUAAAUAAGAGUCUUGUACUCGAAUAAGGCUGACGGUCCACUACAGUCUGGGCUUAUCCCGUUUUCAGAGCCGUGAAGGAACCAAAGUAUUGCCUCUCCUUUGAAUUUGUCCAUAGCGGUGAACUAAUCAGUUCCUCCGACAGUUUGCUGGUUUUCCUUUACACUACGUGGGUGGAGAGGCAGUAAGGGAGAAAAGUCUCUUUGCCAAAGAAAACAAGUGAACAUAAAUUUAAUUUGUUCCCAAGGAAAAAAUCUCCUCUAUUUUGUAGUUUAAUUAUGUUUACUGAACAAAAUUAAGGCGCCCUUGUAAAUCGAACAGAUCUGCAGUGAUUCAUGGUCAGUACUCAUGUAUCACAUCAAGACGAUGACUAAAUCAAAUUGGUUUUCGCGACUGUAGAGCGUUACUUUAAUACCUGAAUUUGUUCCUUCUUUGUUUAGGUUCGCUUUACAGAGGACAAAGGAAUCAACACGACCAAAGCCUCUCUUCUAACAGGUUAUAUGGCCUUUGGAGGACUUACGGGAAGUAUCGCCUUUGGCAUUGCGUGCGAUCAUCUGCAAUUCAACCGCCUCAAGGUCUGCCAGCUCUCUCUCCUUCUCAUAGCUAUUUCUUCCUCCCUUGUCACCAUGGCGAAUAAAUAUGUCUGGAUUUGCGUGUACGCGUUCACUUUUGGUGUUUUUGAUGGAUGCUACGAGAUGCUUGUUCCCGUGAUCACGCGGGAUAUCGCAGGCCCUCAAAGAGUAGCGCACGCCAUCGGUUUGCUUUACUGUAUGAUGGCCUUUCCAAAAACGCUCGGCCCACCAAUCGCUGGUUGGCUUUUCGACUUGUCCAAUGACUACAGUGUUUCUUUUUACGUCACUAGCGCUGUAACCAUUAUUGCAACAGCCGUCAUGUUCCUUCUCAAUUGGGUUCCACUCCACAAAGAUCGCUUAGAGAUGGAAGGAAAUGAAAUGCACUCUCCGAAAAUUACAGACGGGCCUUCUCACGAAAGCGUCUGCGAUGGCUUCGGGAUAAACUUAACACCAGAAGCCGACGACUCUGUAACUCGCAGGUGGCUGCCAAUUUACUGGGUAGAAAGUCGCGGAGAGUAUGAAUAUCGCGAAAAGCUGACAGUGCUGUGA
Pocillopora meandrina is the source of this 3031-nucleotide messenger RNA. The record is from the annotation of a GenBank genome assembly. Lineage: Eukaryota; Metazoa; Cnidaria; Anthozoa; Scleractinia; Pocilloporidae.